UCUUCGGGAAGCAAAACCCUCGUAAGACGUUCGCUCUCUCUCCGCGACAGCGGGCGGCCAACCCUCCUCGCCUUUCGUUCCUGGCUUAUUAUUCGGCCGAAGGCAGGCGAAGCUCGAGUCUCUUUUCUUCGCUUCCGACGUCGAUCGCGCUUUUGUUUGUGCCUUCAGGUGUAAGAAGCUAUCACCGUGCUCUGUUCCUGGUGUCGUCGAGCCGAUGGCGGCUAGGGUUUGGAGGGGCUCUGCGAAGGACGCGUUGCUCAAUAAGCUCAAAUAUAUAUACGGCGUGGGGCCAAGGCGAUUUAGCGCUACCUUCGAAGCUGCCGCCGGUGGCGCUCCGAGGAUCCCACAUUCGUCUAAGAAGGGAAGGUUUUUAACUGGAACCAUGAUAGGCUUGGCUAUAGCUGGAGGAGCUUAUGUCAGUACUGUAGAUGAAGCCACAUAUUGUGGGUGGCUGUUUAAGGCUACCAGGAUUGUCAACCCAUUUUUUGCACUGCUAGAUGCAGAGGUUGCUCAUCGUCUGGCAGUAUCUGCUGCUGCUCAUGGCUUUGUUCCCAGGGAAAAACGACCUGAUCCGACAAUAUUGGGUCUUGAAGUCUGGGGACGGAAGUUUACUAAUCCCAUUGGACUAGCUGCUGGUUUUGAUAAAAAUGCUGAAGCAGUUGAAAGUUUAUUAGGUUUAGGAUUUGGUUUUGUUGAGGUUGGCUCAGUCACCCCCAUGCCUCAAGAAGGAAAUCCUAAGCCACGUAUUUUCAGACUGCCAAAGGAGGGUGCUAUAAUAAACCGCUGUGGGUUCAAUAGUGAAGGCAUAGUGGUGGUUGCGAAGCGUCUUGGUGCCCAGCAUGGUAAGAGGAAAAUGGAAGAAACUUCAAGUACUUCCCCUUCAUUGACCGAGGAAGUCAAGCAUGGAGGGAAAGCAGGUCCUGGCAUCUUGGGAGUCAAUAUUGGCAAGAACAAGACAAGUGAAGAUGCUGCUUCUGAUUAUGUUCAAGGAGUUCAUACUUUAUCACAAUAUGCUGAUUACUUGGUUAUAAACAUUUCUUCACCAAAUACUCCUGGUCUUCGCAAACUUCAGGGAAGAAAACAGCUCAAAGAUCUAGUUAAAAAGGUGCAAGCUGCUCGUGAUGAGAUGCAAUGGGCAGAGGAGGGACCACCACCCUUGGUUGUAAAAAUUGCUCCAGACUUGUCUAAAGAGGACAUUGAGGAUAUUGCAGCUGUUGCUGUUGCUCUCCACCUGGAUGGACUGAUCAUAUCAAAUACAACAGUUUCGAGGCCUGAUCCUGUAAGUAAUCACCCAUUAGCUGGAGAAUCUGGGGGUUUAAGCGGAAAGCCACUCUUUGAUAUGUCCACCAACAUUCUCAAGGAGAUGUAUAUUCUAACUCGGGGGAAGAUUCCACUCAUAGGUUGCGGAGGUGUAAGCAGUGGUGAAGAUGCAUACAAGAAAAUUCGAGCUGGAGCAACACUUGUCCAGCUGUAUACAGCUUUUGCCUAUGGUGGACCAGCAUUAAUUCCACAGAUAAAGGCUGAACUGGCGGAGUGCUUGGCAAAAGAUGGUUUCAAGUCUGUUCAGGAAGCAGUCGGUGCAGAUUGUAGAUAAACAUUGCAAAGUAAGUGCGAAGUAACGACUGCGGUGAAUGCUUUUGCUGAUUGCAAGCACCACACAACCGAUUGAUUGUCUUAUGAGCCAUCUUGUCUUAACAAGGUCAAAAGUACAACUUGCAAGGAAUUAAGAGUUGGUGGUGCCACAUGUGUUUGACUAUCUAGUAUCGGCUAAUAAGUUGGCCUUGAAUUCCGUUUUAUCUCUUGGAACUUUGUUCCUUCAAAACUAUGUAGUUUUAUCUGUUACAGACAGCUUCCAAAGGCAUACCAGGAGACCGUCAGAUGACUCCAAAAUUUUUGUAAUGUUGCUUUUGUUUGUACCACCACCAAAUAGUUUCAUGAUACAGAUGGCAGAGCAGAGCGAGGGAAAAACUCUUUAUGGCCCUUGAAAAUGUGCGAUUGCGUUGCAUGAAACUAAUGGAAGUUCUCACUCCUUAUUA
Molecule: messenger RNA, 2036 nt
Organism: Musa acuminata subsp. malaccensis (wild Malaysian banana)
Lineage: Eukaryota; Viridiplantae; Streptophyta; Magnoliopsida; Zingiberales; Musaceae
Product: dihydroorotate dehydrogenase (quinone), mitochondrial
Biological process (GO): pyrimidine ribonucleotide biosynthetic process; 'de novo' pyrimidine nucleobase biosynthetic process
Cellular component (GO): mitochondrial inner membrane; cytoplasm
Molecular function (GO): dihydroorotate dehydrogenase activity
Source: RefSeq, a predicted model, not a curated record